Molecule: messenger RNA, 2693 nt
Organism: Hyalella azteca
Lineage: Eukaryota; Metazoa; Arthropoda; Malacostraca; Amphipoda; Hyalellidae
Exons: 11
Coding region: 59-2257 (732 amino acids)
Cellular component (GO): extracellular region
Molecular function (GO): chitin binding
Source: RefSeq, a predicted model, not a curated record
UUCAUUUAUAGAAGCAAGAAGCAGUUUCCUCUCGCAAGCCUUCGCUGCAACUUCAAACAUGUUCGUUCGUCUGACGUCACUCAGCCUGACGCUACCGAUUGUGCUGCUUGCCGCACUGCUGACCGUGACAGGUCAAUGCUCGCCGCUCGGGACCGUGGACUGGCGAUACCCUGACCCCGCGGUGCAGGCAUCGCUGCCGUGUUCGACGAGCGGAAUUUUCGCACAUCCGGUUUUCUGUAACUGGUUUUACAGAUGUUUUGAUUUGCAUGGACACGGCCACUUCAACAAGGUAUAUUUUAUGUGCAACCCGGGAUCAGAGUUCAAUCAGACUUCAGAAGCGUGCGUACCUCACGGCCAAAGAACUUCAUGUAUCUACUACAAUUCUCGAUUGUGGCCACAAUUUAACAUAUCUCAGUCUACGGGAUUUUCUCCUGCUCUUCCAGUAUCCACACUUCCAUCUACAGGAACUGAAACUGGUCCUGGUAGUCAGAUAGCUUCUCACGACGAAGGAUAUCAGGACCAGUGCUAUAUAUCGGAGAACUCGUGUCAAACGAAACUUAUUUGUCCACCAGUCAGUGAACCGCGCAUCCACCAGGCGUUCGUCACCAAGGCAUGUCUGGGCGCCUCCCGAACUUGCAGCGGCAUCACGUCGCCCGCUUGUCCCGUCGGCUCGUUUUGGGAUGGCGUCGAGUUGGCCUGCUUGCCUAUGUCGUACCUAUGCGACGACCCAACGCCUCCUCCGCCGCUGCCAGACGCGUCACAAGUCCAAAUCGAGUGUGAGGCGCGUCUGGCAGGGACGCCUCAGGAGUGUCAUGACGCCAUAACGUGUCCUUUGGAGGGAGGUGCUUUAGUCCUCGCACGGAGCUGUAGAGCGCCGAGAAGGGCUUGCCAGAUCAGAAAUGAUGCUGGAACUCGGCGCGAUGUGACAAUGUGCCCGUUUUAUGAUAUGCUGGCUCAACGAUGCCAGUAUUCACCCAUUGAAAGCCUGUCUGGAUGCCAGAAGUACAAUGGUAACUUGCGGCUCUCCGUGUCCCACUGCUCGCAUGUCAAGAAGAUUUGUCGAGUUUACACCUCAUGCGAGACUGGCUUGAAGUUCGUCGGGUGCAGCCACUACUAUUACUGCGAGAGCGCACUGUACCGCUUCAACCAGGCAUUUCAACGACAGUACUGCAGACAUUUCAAUGUUCCAUACGCGGAGACCCCUGACGUUCAAACUUGCCUGCCGUACCAAGUAGACCCAUCACAGCUUGGCUCAGGAUACGAGUUGGAGCAAACCACUUGCAUAUCUACUGGUAAGAGUGCAAUGGUCAGAACCGAGACGGACUUGUCCCAUCCUCAAAAUGUUCCAAUUUCUUCACCGGACCAAAACAUUAACCAAACGUCUAUCAACGACCUAAACUUCUAUUACCCAUUCCCAAACCUAACAGAAGUCUUUAACACAGAUGCUCAGAACAACGACCACAUUACCUUGCUCGCGGACCAUCAAGUUUUUCAGCAGCCUAUAUUUAGCUCUAAUUUCGAUUAUCACACUCAAUCGGCUGGACUCCCUUCAAUGUCAGACAGGAGUAGGUCACAAGUAUCGGGCAUGUCUUUUCCUGAUACAAAACAUCGUCCAGGAAACGAACAUUUCAAGCCUGAACGCAACGUUACCAGUCCGCAGUUCAUUUUGUAUCCGCCAGAUUCUGCCGUCAGAAACGAAACUUCACCUAAAAUAAAAUGUCGCACUGCAGGUGAAAUCCUCACUCCCAAGGACGAAGAAAGGCUGCAGUGCAGAAAUAGACAUAUUUGUGACGCUGCCGGCAACCUGUUGAUCACCGUGUUGGGGUGCCAGACGUACGUUGAGUGCGUGGACAAGGCGGGAAGGUUGAUGGCUCACAACAGGACGUGCGACCAGGGCCUGUUUUACGUGCUUCAAGAGGCGCGAUGUCUGGGGGCUCAUCACUAUGGUGGAGUGCCGUGCGAUGACAGUGCCUCCCCAGUGCCAUCAGGGUGCCAGCACGAGGCUCAAGUUGUGCCGCUACCGCCGCCCCUGAGGGCGCUCUACUGCGUUACACCUCCGCCCUGCCCUGGUGCUCCAGCCAUUAAGCAGAACGAGUCACCGGUGCUAUGCUCCUCGUAUCACCGAUGCCAGCGCAGCAACUCACAGCAGACCGAGCUCUCUUUGGUGCUUGAGUCUUGCCCUCCACCGACGAUGUUUAGUGAACUGAUCGGCGAGUGCGUUAAUCCCUUCAACUCUAUUGACCUCAUCUGCCAGUGAAUUAUGCAUUCAUAUGUUUGAUCCGUAACAUUAAAAAUUUGCUGUGGGAAGUUGCACAAUUCGUGGCCUUUUAAAUUUGCUGUUGGAAGUUGUAUGAUUCAUAGUUUUUAGAAAUGUGCAAUGGGAAAUUGUAUGAUUCGUAGUCUUUAGAAGUGUGCAGUGGGAAAUCGUAUGAUUGGUAGAAUUAAAAAUGUGGUGUGGGAAGUUGCAGAAUUCGUGGCCUUUUAAUUUUGCUGUGCGAAGUUGUAUGAUUCGUGGUCUUUAGAAGUGUGCAGUGGGAAAUCGUAUGAUUCGUAGACUUAGAAAUGUGCUCUGGGAAUUUGUGGGAUUUGUAGCCUCAUUAGUGUGAUUUCGAAAGUUUUGUUGUUAUAUAGGUUUGGAUAAUAUUUGGCAGGGUGGCCCAGUGGUUACAGUUCAGAGUACCAGGAUUAUAGCA